Molecule: messenger RNA, 1983 nt
Organism: Arvicanthis niloticus (Nile rat)
Lineage: Eukaryota; Metazoa; Chordata; Mammalia; Rodentia; Muridae
Gene: Glyctk
Product: glycerate kinase
Biological process (GO): protein phosphorylation
Cellular component (GO): cytoplasm
Molecular function (GO): glycerate kinase activity
Source: RefSeq, a predicted model, not a curated record
CCCACAGAGAGUACUUCCGGUCUCCAGCGCUAUAAGCUACGGGAAGGCAACCAUGGAUACAAGGCUGUGCUGAGAAAAGCGGGGCAUGGCUGCGGCCCUCCAGGUCUUGCCCCGUCUCCGAGCCCUGUCACAUCCAUUCCUCUGGGGACCCCCAGUGGCCCGGAUGACCAGUGGUAUGGCCUUGGGAGAACAGGCACGGCAGCUGUUUGACAGUGCGGUGGGUGCUGUGCAGCCGGGUCCCAUGCUGCAGAGGACACUGUCCUUGGAUCCUAGUGGCAGACAGCUGAAGGUGCGGGACCGGACCUUUCAGCUACGGGAAAACCUCUACCUGGUGGGCUUUGGCAAGGCUGUACUGGGCAUGGCAGCUGCAGCUGAGGAGCUACUGGGCCAGCAUCUUGUACAGGGUGUUAUCAGCGUACCCAAGGGGAUCCGAGCUGCUAUGGAGCAUGCUGGAAAGCAAGAGAUGCUGCUGAAGCCACACAGCUGCAUCCAGGUGUUUGAGGGUGCUGAGGACAACUUACCAGAUCGGGAUGCUCUACGGGCUGCUCUGGCCAUCCAGCAGCUGGCAGAGGGGCUCACUGCUGACGACCUGAUGCUUGUGCUCAUCUCAGGUGGGGGCUCAGCCCUGCUGCCUGCUCCUAUCCCACCUGUCACACUGGAGGAGAAACAGAUGCUCACCAAGCUGCUGGCAGCCCGAGGAGCCACAAUUCAGGAGCUGAACACUAUCCGCAAGGCCCUGUCCCAGCUGAAGGGUGGAGGGCUGGCUCAGGCCGCCUAUCCUGCUCAGGUGAUAAGCCUCAUCUUGUCAGAUGUGAUUGGGGACCCUUUGGAGGUGAUUGCCAGUGGCCCUACUGUGGCCAGUGCCCACAGUGUGCAAGACUGCCUGCAUAUUCUGAAUCACUAUGGUCUUCGUGCUGUUCUGCCACGCUCUGUGAAGACAGUGCUCUCUCGAGCUGACUCUGACCCCCAUGGACCACAUACCUGUGGUCAUGUUCUCAAUGUGAUCAUCGGCUCUAAUUCUCUGGCACUGGCUGAGGCUCAGAGGCAAGCUGAGGUACUGGGCUACCAUGCCAUGGUGUUGAGCACAGCCAUGCAGGGUGAUGUAAAAAGUGUGGCUCAGUUCUAUGGACUGCUAGCCCAGGUGGCUGCAGCCUACCUCACUUCAUCCUUGGCUGAGCGUCCCUUGGAGAAGGAGGCAAAACUCUAUCAGCUGGCAGCCGAGCUUCAGCUCCCGGACCUGCAGCUGGAGGAGGCUCUGGAAGCUGUGGCAAAGGCUAAAGGUCCAGUCUGCCUCCUGGCUGGUGGUGAGCCCACGGUGCAGCUGCAGGGAUCUGGCAAGGGCGGUCGGAACCAAGAACUGGCCCUGUAUGUGGGAAUGGAGCUGGGAAAGCAGCCACUGGGGCCUAUUGAUGUGCUGUUUUUGAGUGGAGGCACUGAUGGGCAGGAUGGGCCUACAAAGGUGGCCGGGGCCUGGGUCACAUCUGAUCUUGUCAGCCAGGCUUCUGCUGAAAGCCUGGACAUAGCCACCUUCCUCUCUGACAAUAACUCGUACACUUUCUUUUGCCGCUUCCGGGGUGGAACACAUUUGCUGCACACAGGGUUGACAGGGACCAAUGUUAUGGAUGUCCACAUCUUGAUUUUUCAUCCUCAGUGAUGGCAUAGCUCACAGUUUCAAUGGCAGGGUGUCUUAGGAAGAUCAAGGACUAAUUCCCAGGCCCCAUUGUGCCGUAGGACUCUCUCCUCUGUUGCUGCACUCACCUCCCACAGAUCUACUCCAUGUUUGUUCUCCCAACUAGAUUAGAAGAUGGGGCUACUUCCCACCCCUAGUUUGUGUCAUGUCAGCAGAUAGCUCUGAGGCCCAGAAGGAGCUUCUUGGCCAGUUCACAGUUCUCAUUUUCUCCCUAGAAGCCUUUUUGCCCAGGUCCUCAGCCUGUUUCUUCCAUGGAGCAAUGCUUGGGAGACUGAAAAUAAAAAGCAUGUUGU